CGGUCACACUGCCCAGAGAAUCGUCGGCUAGAAUCGAGCUUGGUGUUUUCAUUUAUCGGCGGAAAUUCGCGUUAAUUAGUAAACCUUAGAAAACCACAAGAACAGAAGAACCACCGCAAUGGCUCAACCCCAACCACCGGCGUACGAAAACAAAAAUGUCUACGCAACUCUGCCGCGCACCCAACGCGGCCAACCCAUCGUUUUGGGAUCGGAUCCCAAGGGCAAGAACUUCCUUUACACCAAUGGAAAUUCGGUGAUCAUCCGAAACAUCGAGAAUCCAGCCAUCGCCGAUGUCUACACCGAACACUCGUGUGCAGUGAAUGUGGCCAAGUACUCGCCCAGCGGCUUCUACAUUGCAUCCGGCGACGCAUCGGGCAAGAUUCGCAUUUGGGAUACGGUCAACAAGGAGCACCUGCUUAAGAAUGAGUUCCAGCCCAUUGCGGGACCCAUCAAAGAUAUCAGCUGGUCGCCGGACAACCAGCGCAUCGUGGCCGUCGGCGAAGGACGCGAGCGUUUCGGUCAUGUCUUUAUGUCGGAAACUGGCACAUCCGUAGGCGAGAUCAGUGGCCAGUCCAAGUCCAUUAACUCUGCGGAUUUCAGGCCAGCUAGGCCAUUCCGUAUUGUGACAGGCAGCGAAGACAACACCAUCGCCGUGUUCGAGGGACCGCCGUUCAAGUUUAAGAUGACCAAGCAGGAUCACUCUCGGUUUGUCCAAGCUGUGCGCUACUCGCCCGAUGGCAAAUUUUUCGCCUCGGCCGGCUUCGAUGGUAAGGUCUUCCUGUACGACGGCACCAGCUCCGAACUGGUGGGCGAAUUUGGAUCUCCUGCCCACAAGGGCGGCGUUUAUGCUCUGGCCUGGAAGCCGGAUGGCAGCCAGCUGCUGACCUGCUCCGGCGACAAGACCUGUCGCCUUUGGGCAGUGGAAUCACGCGAGCUGGUUAGCGAGUUCGUUAUGGGAACUACUGUGGACGACCAGCAGGUUUCGUGCCUGUGGCAGGGAGAUAACCUGAUCACCGUCUCGCUGUCGGGCGUGAUCACCUACCUCAAUGUGGCGGAUCCCUCGAAGCCGCUGCGCGUGGUUAAGGGCCACAAUAAACCAAUCACCGUGCUGGGGCUGAGCGACGAUCGCAGCACCAUCUACACGGGAAGCCACGACGGUGUGGUGACCAACUGGAACUCCGGCAACGGCACCAACGAUCGCAUCACGGGCACCGGCCAUGGCAACCAGAUCAAUGGCAUUGCCGCCUGGGGCGAUUUCGUCUACACCUGCGGUAUCGACGACAGUCUGCGUCAGUUCAGCGUGGAGGGCAACUCCUACACCGACUAUGUGGUCAAGCUCAAUUGCCAGCCGCGCGGCCUCGCCAUUCUGCGCAGCGAGAACAUCAUCGCGCUGGCCUGCAUCAAGGAGCUGACCCUCGUGCAGGACCAGAAGAAGAUCUUCUCGCUGCCCAUCAAGUACGAGGCCAGUUCGAUCGCCGUCAAUGCGGACACUUCCGAUGUGGCUGUUGGUGGCGACGACCAGAAGCUGCACAUCUACAGCCUCAAGGGCGGUGUCCUGGAGCCAAAGGUGGAACUGGAUCACCUGGGCGCGGUCACGGAUGUUUCAUACUCGCCGGACUUGAAGUAUCUGGUGGCCUGCGAUGCCCAUCGCAAGGUGGUGCUCUACUCAGUUGAGGAGUACAAGCCUGCCCACAACAAGGAGUGGGGCUUCCAUAGUGCUCGGGUUAACACGGUGGCCUGGUCGCCCAACUCGCUGCUGGUGGCUAGUGGUUCGCUGGACACUACCAUUAUUAUUUGGUCCGUGACCAACCCGGCCAAGCACACCAUUAUCAAGAAUGCCCAUCCGCAGUCGCAAAUCACCCGGUUGGUCUGGCUGGACAACAACACUGUGAUCUCCACCGGACAGGACUGCAACACCAAGGUGUGGCACGUGGAAAGUAUCUAGAUGACUCAGCCGUAAAAGCAUAUUUUUAUACUUAUCCAGGGAGAGCAGCCAGCCGCGCCCUGGCUUCAUUUCAUUUAAGUGCAAGAGUUUACAUUUAGCUAUUUAUGUCUUUAGCCCGCCCACGGGCACCUCAUGUCACGUCUUUUAGUUUAAGCCCAAAGUGUUUGCUAAUCAUCAUAUCAUUGAUAUCCAAUUAUUUUCGCUCCGCUAUUAUUUGCUACUGUGUUUUUCGAUCAACUUUUUUAUACUACCGCAACUAAGAACUACGAAAGGAAACACAAAGAUAUGUAAAGUACGCCAGCGUACAUAAAUUAUUGUAUUAUGAAAUGAAAUAUACUAGUUUUUGCAUA
Molecule: messenger RNA, 2295 nt
Organism: Drosophila ficusphila
Lineage: Eukaryota; Metazoa; Arthropoda; Insecta; Diptera; Drosophilidae
Gene: flr
Product: actin-interacting protein 1
Exons: 7
Coding region: 119-1945 (608 amino acids)
Biological process (GO): actin filament depolymerization; locomotion; sarcomere organization
Cellular component (GO): cortical actin cytoskeleton
Molecular function (GO): actin filament binding
Source: RefSeq, a predicted model, not a curated record